Sander lucioperca (pikeperch) is the source of this 2231-nucleotide messenger RNA. It is a transcript of the gene dgcr6, whose product is annotated as DiGeorge syndrome critical region gene 6. The transcript has 5 exons. NCBI's taxonomy places the organism in Eukaryota, Metazoa, Chordata, Actinopteri, Perciformes, Percidae. The coding region runs from base 287 to 871 and encodes 194 amino acids. The record is from RefSeq and is a predicted model, not a curated record.
UUCUCUUAAAUACAUCCAUGGUUCGAAUAGAAGUUAAUAAAUACAUAGCUAGCUAAAAGAAACUAUCCACUUUCUUCCAGGCGAGUUGAUUUAGUAACUUUAACCGCGUUUUGUUAACUUACGAACGUCAUUCGAUGCAGGGUAGUCUCCAAUAGAUAACCAACGUAUCUGGUUUCUGGGAACUUUAAACUAUGAAAUAGUUAACAUUAUCCUGGCACUUUCAGCUAGCUUAGCUGAAUGUGUUGACCAACGGCCCUUUGCUCUGUUCAUAUUUCCACUUAAGGAGAUGGAGAGUUAUCCUGCAGUCACUGACGGCGAUUCUACAAAACAUCAAGAAAGACAUUACUACCUGUUAUCUGAACUGCAAACCUUAGUCAAAGAUUUACCAAGCUCCUUCCAGCAGCGCCUGUCCUACAGCACGCUGGGUGACCUGGCUCUAGCACUCAUAGAUGGGACGGUCUAUGAGAUUGUGCAGGGGCUUCUGGAUAUUCAGCAUCUCACAGAGAAAAAUCUGUACAACCAGAGGCAAAAGCUGCACUGUGAACACCAAGCACUCAAACAAGAUCUUGUACGUAAACACAAAGAUGCCUUGCAGUCAUGCAAGUCUCACAACCUCGCGCUUCUCAAAUCUAACCAACAAGCGGAGCAAGAGGCUCUGGAAAUUCGUGUGCGAGAGGAACAAAGAAUGAUGGAUAAGAAGAUUGUAGCAGAAAUGGAUCAAAAGGUGAUAGACCAGCAAAACACCUUGGAGAAAGCAGGAGUCCCCGGAUUUUAUAUCACCACUAAUCCUCAGGAGCUGACAAUGCAGAUGAACCUACUUGAAUUGAUCCUCAAGCUUCAACAGAAGGAGUCACAAUCUGGAAUCAUUUGAGCAAGAGGCCUGUUUGUGCCAAAAGAGGGGUAAAAGUCACACACAAUGGCCACAGGCUCAAAUUCCAGUAAUUGUGAGAUGCAACAUGUGUCAGUCAACAUGUGGCCUUGUUCUCUUUCACAACAUGUUUGCCACUUGCUGUUAUAAGGGUAAUAUUCACCAGAAGGCUGGUUCUCAAGUGGAUCAAGGAAGACGUUUCCAGUCCUGGGGGAGAGCAGUAGCAGAUUGUGACAACAUAUUGUAAAGCCCUUAAAUGCCAGGACACCCGUUGUGAAAUUAUGAAAUGAAUGUGUUGCAAGUCCUUUACCGACACAUAAUAUACAUAUUUAAGCAGAGUAUUUAGGGAGCAGGCUCUGCCCGAAAUUAAAUAGCGGAGUGUCAAUAUGUAUGGGAUUACUGUUGUGACCCUCCUGCAGUGAGAUGGUCUCUCCAUAAGGGCCUGCUGAGCGUCGGGUAUGUUUUGCUACUAUUGAUACUUUAUUAUGUAUCAUGUUGGUUUUUUUUUGUUUUUUUUUAUCUGUUUAUUUUGUUUUAGUUGUGUUGGUACUAUGGGUGCAAAUUCGAUUUUGAGCGAAUUUUUUAUUUAUUUUUUUCCCUUAAAUGUGAGUGUUGGUUAAAGGUUUUGUACUCGACAUUCAGCACAUUAAUAUAGCAGCGAACAAGAAUAUAGUGGAGUAAGGGCGUCUAGAGCCGAUAAUGAAGUCACACUCCCUCUGUGUGUGUUGUAACCAGAGCUUCUCUGUUCUUUUUUCUGAUAGCUGGUCCGGCUGCUCAUGCAUGUUAGUGCAUUUGUCUGUGAAAAGCGUAGCUAUUUCACGUAUUGGGGAACGUCCAAUCUGUGAAAGCCGUGUGGAGGCAACCCCAAUUUAUUUAUUUAUUUUUUUUCAGUAUUUUGAUUAUUGCCCCACAUAAAUGAGUAACAAUGAACAAUUGAAUUUGUGAUAUAUUUUGCAUAUAAUCUAAACCAGUAUGGAUGGUAGCAUUAGAUAUUUUUACAUUUCCAUUACAUGAAUAUUUGUUUUCAUAAAACGAAUGUUCUAAAAAUAAGAAAAUGUCUUUGUCUUUUGUAAAUGAUUUAACAGAAUUGAGUUCUGUUAUUGUUCGUCUUUCUCAGUGCAGUGAUUUGUAGCACUGGGUUCCACAUGAUUUCACCACUCCAUGAACAGCUUAUUAAAACGAGCACAUCAGAUUUAUUGCAGAGCAAGUUUACACUUACACAUAAAGUGCAUACAGUAAACAAUAGAAAUAUUAAAAAGGCAACAAUCAAUGUACUGCUUUAGUCAAGAACAUGAACUACCGGUCAAAAGUUUGGGGUCACUUAGAAAUUUCCAUUCCACUCCAUUACAGACAGAAUACCAGC